AUGAUGGAAACAACGCUCGGAUGGGUUAAUGACGCAUUCUUUAAAUUUGUUAUUGGCGUAUUCAAAUUGAAAACAAUUUUUUUUCUCACUGGGAAUUCUCAACUUUUCCAUUCAUGCAAACAUUACGAUGUGUUGCGUGUGCGUGUGCAUGUGUGGAUAGGACUUUCAAGACUUCAAGAUAAGAUAGGACGAAAGUUCCCAUCUGUUACGGUAUCAGUGGAUCAGCAAAAUAAUAACUCUUCCGGAAGUUCACCUUCAACAAUUACAAUGGUUCGAAAGAAGCCAGAUGGCACUAAUCACUGUAACGGAUCGGAUAGUACUGAUUAUUAA
Loa loa (African eye worm) is the source of this 330-nucleotide messenger RNA. RefSeq lists its product as hypothetical. The transcript has 3 exons. Lineage: Eukaryota; Metazoa; Nematoda; Chromadorea; Rhabditida; Onchocercidae. The record is from RefSeq and is a predicted model, not a curated record. Bases 1 to 330 code for a protein of 109 amino acids.